AAACACACCACACCCUUUAGUUGUGUUAGCCCAAAAAAAAAGAAAAAAGAAAAACAGCAUAAGAGCUAGCUACUUGUUCAUAUUUAGGCUGUUUCAAUUGCCAUUGUCAUGGCUAGCUCAUCUUCAUCAUCAUCAAUUCCAUGUUUCUGGAUCAUUUUAGGGUUUAUAUUGGCAAUGGGACUGGUUGUCCGUCAAGCAGAGGCUCGUGCAUUCUUCGUGUUUGGAGACUCUCUAGUGGACAAUGGCAACAACGACUACUUGGCCACCACCGCCCGUGCCGACUCCCCUCCUUACGGCAUAGAUUAUCCUACACACCGCCCAACCGGCCGCUUCUCUAAUGGCCUUAACAUCCCUGAUUUUAUCAGUCAGCAUCUCGGAGCAGAAUCCACAUUACCAUACCUAAGUCCGCAGCUCACCGGGCAAAAACUACUUGUUGGUGCCAACUUUGCUUCUGCUGGAGUCGGAAUACUUAAUGACACUGGAGCUCAGUUUGUGAACAUACUAAGAAUAACACAACAGAUGCAAUACUUCCAACAAUACCAGCAAAGAGUGAGUGCACUGAUAGGAAGUGCAAGGGCAAAACAACUUGUAAACCAAGCACUUGUUCUGAUAACGUUGGGAGGCAACGACUUCGUCAACAACUACUACUUGGUUCCCUUCUCUGCUCGCUCUCGUCAGUAUUCUCUCCCGGAUUACGUUCGCUUUCUCAUCUCUGAGUAUCAGAAAGUUUUACAGAGACUGUACGAUUUGGGGGCGCGGAGGGUGAUAGUGACCGGUACGGGACCAUUAGGAUGUGUACCGGCGGAAUUGGCAAUGCGCAGUCGAAACGGAGAAUGCGCCGCGGAACUGCAGAGAGCAGCAGAGUUGUUCAACCCUCAACUCAUCCAAAUGACCAACGGACUCAACGCCAGGAUCGGCACCAGCGUCUUCGUCACUGCAAAUACUCAACUCAUGAACAGGGAUUUCAUCAGUGAUCCUCAAGCUUAUGGUUUUGUAACAUCAAAGGUAGCAUGUUGUGGGCAAGGACCUUACAAUGGACUAGGACUUUGCACAGCAGCAUCAAACUUGUGCCCAAACAGGGACAUAUAUGCAUUUUGGGAUGCAUUCCAUCCAUCUGAGAAAGCCAACAAGAUUAUAGUGCAGCGGAUUGUUUCUGGCUCCAGAGUUUACAUGAACCCAAUGAAUCUCAGCACCAUCAUGGCCUUAGAUUCUAAUUCCAUGGUUUAAUCUCCAAUGCUUUUGUGUUCUCUCUUUGUUCCUCUUAAUUGUUCCAAACUUGUUUAAGUCUGUGUUUUUCUUGUUUAUUUUUUUCAUCAAUAAUUAGUAGAUAAAUAUUUAUUUAUAUAUAGCAGAGAAACUGAGCAGCAAUCCUCAAUGCUCUCAAAAUGUUGUUCUCUAGCUGGUUUGUUUGUCAAUAAAUAGAUCUUUAAUUUAAUGGUGCAAUCUUAUUUUA
Molecule: messenger RNA, 1453 nt
Organism: Camellia sinensis
Lineage: Eukaryota; Viridiplantae; Streptophyta; Magnoliopsida; Ericales; Theaceae
Source: RefSeq, a predicted model, not a curated record